This is a messenger RNA of Ananas comosus (pineapple), 1409 nucleotides long. RefSeq names its product equilibrative nucleotide transporter 3-like. Gene Ontology annotation, molecular function: nucleoside transmembrane transporter activity. Gene Ontology annotation, cellular component: plasma membrane. Gene Ontology annotation, biological process: nucleoside transmembrane transport. Lineage: Eukaryota; Viridiplantae; Streptophyta; Magnoliopsida; Poales; Bromeliaceae. The record is from RefSeq and is a predicted model, not a curated record. The annotation marks the transcript as partial. The transcript has 7 exons.
UUCUUCUUGCUGCAGAAGUACCACCCAACAAGAGUACUUACUCUUGUUUACCAACCAUUUGCUGUUGCAACAAUUGCAAUAUUAGCGUACCGUGAAGCAAAGAUUAACACUAGAGUCCGCAACUUAACUGGAUAUACCCUCUUCUUCUUAAGCUCUCUCGCAAUAAUUAUUUUGGAUGUGGCAACUUCUGGAAAAGGAGGAAUUGGGGUCUUCAUUGGUAUUUGUAUUGUUAGCGGGGUUUUUGGAGUUGCUGAUGGCCAUGUUCAAGGGGGGAUGGUUGGUGAUUUGUCCUUAAUGUGUCCAGAAUUCAUCCAGUCCUUCCUGGCGGGGCUAGCUGCAUCUGGUGCCCUAACCUCUGGUUUAAGGCUAAUUACAAAAGCAGCAUUUGAGAAUUCUCAAGAUGGUCUUCGAAAGGGUGCAAUGCUAUUCUUUUCAAUUUCAUCAUUCUUCGAGUUAUUAUGUGUUCUUCUAUAUGCCUUCGUCUUCCCCAAGCUACCGAUCGUAAAGUACUACCGAGCAAAAGCAGCUUCUGAAGGAGCAACAACUGUCACUGCAGAUCUUGCAGCUGGUGGCAUUCAAACGCACAAUAAUCAAGGAGUCUGUGUCCCCCUGAUGGCUGAGGAGGAUCUGAAACUCUCAGAACGAUUGACGAACAGGCAGCUGUUGUGGCAAAAUAUAGAUUAUGCAAUCGAUGUGUUUCUGAUAUAUGUUUUGACCCUAUCAAUCUUCCCUGGAUUUUUGUCUGAGGACACCGGAUCCCACAGCUUAGGUUCAUGGUAUGCGCUUGUCUUGAUCGCGAUGUAUAAUGUGUGGGAUCUCAUUGGAAGAUACGUUCCUCUUCUCGAGUUCCUUAAGUUGACAUCUCGAAAGGGACUCACGGCCGCAACUCUCUCGCGCUUUGUGCUCAUCCCUGCAUUCUAUUUCACCGCUAAGUAUGGCGAUCAAGGGUGGAUGAUCAUGCUGACGUCGGUCCUAGGGCUGAGCAAUGGAUAUCUCACCGUCUGUGUUUUCAUGGCGGCACCCAGAGGAUACAAGGGACCUGAGCAAAAUGCUUUGGGAAACUUGCUUGUCCUCUGCCUAUUAGCAGGUAUAUUCUCAGGGGUCACACUUGAUUGGCUGUGGCUGAUUGGGAAAGGCUGGUAAUUUUGAAGUAUUUUUUGUUAUUGCCUCAUUAUGUUAUUAAUUGUUUUUUAUCUUUGGACGUCCUAUGUAAUACGAACUCAUAGUGUGGAAAUUAUGACUAUUGUUUAACUAUUCAGUGGCUGUCACUUCUCAGCCACCCUUCUGAAAAGUCAAUUUGCAGAAGCUUGAAAUGUAUUACCAAGCCAAAUUGUAAUUCCACUUUACGUGUUUAAUAUGAGUACGAGUUGAGUUCCUCCAUAUAAAUAAAGACAAGGAUAGAUUUAAUA